Messenger RNA from Prorocentrum cordatum, 2129 nucleotides. The record is from the annotation of a GenBank genome assembly. Lineage: Eukaryota; Dinophyceae; Prorocentrales; Prorocentraceae.
GGUCGAGCUCUUGCGGUUCAUUUGCGUAUUCGUGCCCAUCAAUGCCUUCCUCCGGCGACUCCGCGGGGACAGCGGCCUCCUCCCUUAUAUCGGCCAGUUGGGGCUGGCCGCUUUGGAGGAGGACGAGGUCUUCUGGGUGGAUUCCGAAGACAUGGAAUCAUGUUUCAACGUUUUCUACAUGCCAGACGAGUGGUUGGGCAUGUUUGCCUUCGAGAAGCAGGUUCCGAUGAGCGCCCUCGGCGGCGACCCGAAUGUCAUGACCUACGUGGGCAUGCGGGCCGCGCCGAUGGGCUGGGUCGGCGCCGUGGACGUGAUGCAGUACAUGGCGCGGAAGUUAGUGUUCCAGACUGCUGCGGUUCCGCCGUUCUGCGAGCUGCGGAAAGAUACGGCGGUGCCCACGCAAGACAUAGCUAUCGCGUGCAUGGACGGCUACGAUCACCUUUCGAAGGUCAAGCUCCUCGUGGACGACAUUUCGGAGGCCCCCCCAGGCCGUUCUGGGCCCAUGGAACGCUUCGUCGCGGUCUGCGCAGCGCAAGGGGCCCCCCUCAAUGCGGGCAAAUCGCUCGUUCGCGGGCUGAGGGCCGGCAUCCGAGGCGGAGAGCUCGACGGGUUGCGCGGGCGUCUUAUGCACGGAAGGGAGAAGUCGCUGAAGUUCUGCACGAAGUCGCCGCUCUUUUCGGUCUUGCAGGACAUCUUCCCUUUCAUCAACAGCUUUGGGCCGGCGGAGGUGCCGCUGGCCCCCCCUGACUGCGUCGUCGACGAGGUCCUUCUUGGAGGGGCCCUCGUCCCGCUGGCCUUCAUGAACCUCCGCGCGAAGGCACCGAAGGUCGCGAGCACGUCCGACGCCUCGGAGAGCGGCGGCGGCGCAGCUGAGGCCACCAGCUUCGUCUGCCCCCUGGCGCCGGGGCAAGCGGAGCGCCAGGAGGCGUGGGCUGCGGCGCUAGCAGAGGAGCGGGUCCUCGGCCAGGAGGCAGGUGGGCUUGGGUGGCAGCUGCCAUCCGCGAUUGCCAUGCAGCAGUCCGAGGACGUCUUUUUCACAAAGGUCUGGGUCUGCUGCUACGGGGGGCCGCGCUUCGUGGGCCUUGGGUUCCUCCAUAACUGCAGCGCGCUGCACCUUGCCUUAGACAUGGACCCCUGCCGCGGGCAUCCGUGCAUGGCCCGAGGCUUGCACAGGGUCGUGGCGCAGGGCACUCAUGAGGAGGAGGGGGAGGAGGUCUGCCCCUACGAGUUUUGCAAGGCGUACGCCCGCGUUCUUCUGGACUCGCUUCGCGAGGUCAGUUUGGCCACGCUCCCCCCGCAGCCGAGCGAGCGGGCGUCGUGGAUCAGCCGCAGCCUCGCGGCUAGCACAGACAGGCUGCGAGAGGGCGGAACGCACUCCGAAGCCAUUUUGGCACUGGAGCGGAUGUUGGACAAGCUAGGGCGAGGCCAGGAACAGAACCAUCUCCAGAGCUUGCUCGGGCAAGCCGACUAUCGCGGUUCAGACGUGCGUCUACUGACGCAGGCUCUCGUCGACGGGUCGCGGCAGCAGGUGCCAUACCCAGCUCCGAUAUGGAAAUGGGAGGUUGUGCAGCGCUAUGCCUGGAGGCAUGUCCAACACAUCAACGUCCUUGAAUGCAUUGCAUUCCUGACGUACGUCCGGGCACGAGUGGCCGACCCGGACCGGCAUGGUCCACGCAAAGCACACAUUAAGUACGUCAACAUCCAGCCGCCGACCAUCCUUCGCUACCGCCGUGCCGUCAACCGUUUCUUUUGCCACCUCUCUUCUCGUGGAAUUCGCAUGCCAAGCAGUUUUGAGGAACUAGAUGAUGUUCUGGGGGAGUACAUCGACCACCUAUAUCAGGAUGACCUGCCGCAGUACUGGGGCAACGACGUGGCGUGUGGUUUCAAGCGCCUCUACCCACGGUCGAGGCGGAAGCUCGAGACCUCCACGCUGUACAUGUCAAACUGGGCUCGGUCGUCCCAUCGUCGCCGUGCGCUGCCUUUGUCCAAGGGCCUAGUCCAAGGGAUGGCUGCAGUAGCGCUACUCCGGGGCUGGAACCGCACGGCGGCUGCCUUGCUGGUCGGCUUCGCAUGCUUGCUUCGGUCUGGCGAAGUCGUGAACAUCGUCAAGCGGCAGUUCACCGUGCUAG